GGGGUUCAUUCAGUUUGGCUUCUGGUCACAGCUCGGACACACUCUGUCAGUCAGAGGCCUCGGCUGCUGGAUGUUUGCUGGACGUCAGCUGACGACAUGGAGCGGCUGCUGUCCUCGCUGAGCGACCUGGAUCCGGACGCUCUGGAGCUGGAGUACGGAGCGGUGCGUUCACACUCCACGCUGAUGAAGAGAGAUCUGGGUUUAACCACUGAGGCCGGAGCUCGGAAGGAAAACAUCAAGAAGAACAGAUACAAAGACAUCCUGCCAUAUGACCAGACUCGAGUGGUGUUGUCUCUGCUGACCUCAGAUCUCGACACAGAUUACAUCAACGCAAGUGUUAUCGAGGGGGCGACAGCAGACAAGAGGUACAUCGCCUCUCAGGCUCCUCUCAGCUCCACAGUGACUGACCUCUGGAGGAUGAUCUGGCAACAUGACGUCAAGGUGAUAGUCAUGGCCUGCAGGGAGGUGGAGAUGGGGAAGAAGAAGUGUGAGUGUUACUGGGCUCAGCUUCAUCAGGCCACUACAUUCGGACCAUUUACCAUCAGCAGCCAGGGGGAGACACAUCCUAAUGAGGAUGUGGUGGUUCGAGCUCUGACUGUCACAUACCAGCAGCUCAGCCGCUCACUGACCCAGUAUCAGUUCCUGUCGUGGCCGGAUCACGACAUUCCCUACGAGGCUGCAGGAGUCCUGGACCUGCUGGAGAGGGUGAGGGCGAGUCAGAGAACAUGCACGUCUCCUGUGCUGAUACACUGCAGUGCGGGUUGUGGGAGGACAGGAGUCAUCUGUGCUCUCGAUUACAUCUAUGACCUGCUGGUUACCAAGCCAAUCACAACUGACUUCAGCAUCAUGAAGAUCGUCCUGGAGCUCCGGAGGCAGAGACCCUCGGCCGUCCAGACUAAAGAUCAGUAUCGGUUCAUCUUCUCGUCCGUCGCCUGUUUGAUCCGACGGCUCCUGGAGUCGAGCGGCCGACAGCUCUACAUCAACGAGCUGAAGACACAAGACAAGCACACAACGGUGACUCCUGCUUCCUGCAACAAGAGAUCAUUGAGGCUGAGCAUGAAUGAUACAUACGCUGUGGUCAAUAAACCCAAACACCUCCUCCCACCUGCAUCAAACCCCCCCCACUCUGGUGUAGACCAUGCCCGAUCCAGCAGGUCGCUGCCCCCGUCCCACCACUAUGACAACGACCCUGCAGGGGCGUCGGCUGCUCCCGUCUACAGCCGCGUCCGGCCCCGGAAUAAACCACUCAGCCUCCAGCUCUCCGCCACGCCCAUCUAUGACAUGGCAUCUCCAACCAAUAUCAGGCCGGGGGAGGGACUUCUGUCACAGCGUAGCAAUGGAGAGCAUCAGGUGGCUGCAGCUGAACAACUUCCACCAACAGAUGACGAUUAUGAAGACUUCUCCUCUUCAGUUGCAGACACGCCCGGCCUCUGUCCACCAGGGGGCAUCGGGUUUAACUGUCGUAUUCAGAAGCCCAAAGGACCCAGAGAUCCUCCAGCUGAGUGGAGCCGACUGGAGAGAUGAGCCACUUCAAACUGGACUCGGUCGAACUGGACUCGGUCGAUCUGGACUCGGUCGAUCUGGACUCAGUCGAACUGGACUCAGUGGAACUGGACUCAGUCGAUCUGGACUCAGUCGAACUGGACUCAGUCAGUGUGCUAACGUUACCACAGAGAGAAGAUGUUCAGUUGACCUGAACUGAGACUCGUCAGUGAUUCGAUGUGUUGUGUUGUUGUUGUGUGUGUGAUACCUUCCUCUUUAUAUUUCAUCGUGUCCCUGCGGUUUAUCAGAUUUUGAUUUCCAGUGUGGUUCCCUGUACAAACUAAUAGUUUUACUGUUUCAUCUGCAAAGAAGAGUAAAAGUGAAGGUUUGUUGAAUGAGGCCAUUGUCUCAGGUCGACCCACUCUACCAGUGCUGACCACCAGGGAGCAGCAGAGCAACACAAAACAUCAGCAGUGAAACGUCCUGCAGGAGGAUAAAGUUACAGCUUCACCUCAGAGGACACACACUGAUGUUACCCUCCUCCAGGUGGACCAGUGGUAGAUUUAUCUCUGUCACACAGGUUCGAUUCCCACCCACUGCAAUAAAAUAAACCUGUUUAUCCUA
Pleuronectes platessa (European plaice) is the source of this 2106-nucleotide messenger RNA. It is a transcript of the gene ptpn18, whose product is annotated as protein tyrosine phosphatase non-receptor type 18. Lineage: Eukaryota; Metazoa; Chordata; Actinopteri; Pleuronectiformes; Pleuronectidae. Gene Ontology annotation, biological process: peptidyl-tyrosine dephosphorylation. Gene Ontology annotation, molecular function: non-membrane spanning protein tyrosine phosphatase activity. Bases 97 to 1524 code for a protein of 475 amino acids. Gene Ontology annotation, cellular component: cytoplasm; nucleus. The transcript has 16 exons. The record is from RefSeq and is a predicted model, not a curated record.